UCCUCGGAAGGCAAACCGUCACGGUUUCACUUAAGGCCAGCAAACGUUACAGCCGGCUGGCAAGGAUUUACCGAAGCAAGCGGGGGAAAGCGACAGUUUUGACUGUACAUAAAGCAAACAAGUUGACAAACAAGAGCCGUAGCUUUUCAGAGAAAAAGAAAAUGUCAGUUCAGUAGGAAAGCGCUCCAGGGGAAAAAAUGGAAUAUUUAGGGCGUGGAAGACUGGCACCUCUUCAACCUCUUACUCUGGAGUAGUCCCUUCACUUUUAAGCCGUCACAAAUUUCAGGAUUCUAAGUUUUUCUUUUUCUGAUUUUGCUUCGAACUACUUAAGGCAAAAUAAAUAAAUAAUUUCUAGUGCGCAGGCUCCUUUGGCUUUUAAAUACAUAUCGUGGCGAUCAACAAGCCAGGGUCAAAAUCUUCAAAAUUCGUUCUGUUGCCUUCGAUGGGACUGCUCCGGGCUCCCGAGGCUAAUGGCUGAGGAGUGUGGGCGAGUAGCAGCCGUGGCUGCCGCGGUGACAGGAAGGAGGAGGAAAAGCGCCGGAGAGACCGGGCUGGUGAGCCCGGAGGCGGCCGGAGACGAGGACUCGUGCUCUUCCUCCACCCCUCUGUCGCCGUCGUCUUCGCCUCGCUCGCUGGCCUCCGGCUCGGGGGGCUGCGCGCCCAGCAAGUGCGUCUGUAACAGUUGCGGCCUGGAGAUCAUCGAUAAAUACCUGCUCAAGGUAAAUGAUUUGUGCUGGCAUGUGCGCUGCCUCUCUUGCAGUGUAUGCAGGACCUCUUUAGGAAGGCACACCAGCUGUUAUAUCAAAGACAAAGACAUUUUCUGCAAAUUGGACUAUUUCAGACGUUAUGGAACUCGUUGCUCCCGCUGUGGCAGACACAUCCAUUCUACUGACUGGGUCCGAAGAGCCAAGGGGAAUGUGUAUCACUUGGCAUGCUUUGCCUGCUUCUCCUGCAAAAGGCAGCUUUCCACAGGAGAAGAAUUUGCUUUGGUUGAAGAAAAAGUCCUUUGUAGGGUACAUUAUGACUGCAUGUUGGAUAAUCUGAAAAGAGAGGUCGAAAAUGGGAAUGGUAUUAGUGUAGAAGGUGCGUUAUUAACAGAACAAGAUGUUAAUCAUCCAAAACCAGCAAAAAGAGCUCGGACGAGUUUCACGGCAGAUCAGCUGCAGGUAAUGCAAGCACAGUUUGCUCAGGACAACAAUCCAGAUGCACAAACACUCCAAAAACUGGCAGAAAGAACAGGCUUGAGCAGGCGUGUGAUACAGGUGUGGUUUCAGAACUGCAGAGCACGCCACAAGAAACAUGUUAGUCCCAAUCACUCAUCUACAACUCCGGUUACAUCAGUCCAGCCUUCCAGGCUUUCUCCACCAAUCUUAGAAGAGAUGGCAUAUUCAGCAUAUGUACCCCAGGAUGGGACAAUGUUAACUGCUCUGCAUAGUUACAUGGAUGCUCACUCACCUUCUGCUCUUGGACUCCAGCCUUUGCUACCCCAUUCAAUGACACAGCUGCCAAUAAGUCACAGCUAAUUCAUUUAUAUCAGGGACAUGAGACUAAGGAGGUACCCUUGAGUCACCUAUUCUACUCUGUCAGUGAAAGUCCAUUUAACCUUAAAUAGCAUCCAAAGCAUUUUGAAGACAAUUUUGUUGCCCAGGUAUGUAAGUAAUAGUUGGCCUGCAAGACACUUUUAUGGCUUUCUCCAUAAAUAUGUUUACAAGACUUAUUAAAAAGAAACACCUUUUUUGUAUUGUCUGGAAGUAGUCCAUUCUAGCUAUGUGUUUGUUAAUUUAUUUAUCAUCAAAAGAGCACUUUGCCUAAAAGACAAAACUGACAAUUGUGCAAAAUGUUUACAAUUCUUUGUGAAAUUGUAGUUCAUCAUUAGUUUGUAUCUGUAAGUUAUUGUUAUUAAAGUAUUACUUGUAUUUGAGUUACAUGCAGCCUAUACUUUGAAGCUUAUGUCCACAAGCUGGCAAAAUGUUGUUUGCCAGUGUUCUCCAAAUGACCUAAAUAAAGCCUUCUGUUGUAGCAUGCCAAGCAAACACGUUAUUGUGUUAA
Molecule: messenger RNA, 2049 nt
Organism: Pogona vitticeps (central bearded dragon)
Lineage: Eukaryota; Metazoa; Chordata; Lepidosauria; Squamata; Agamidae
Gene: LHX8
Product: LIM homeobox 8
Biological process (GO): regulation of transcription by RNA polymerase II; neuron differentiation; forebrain neuron development
Cellular component (GO): nucleus
Molecular function (GO): DNA-binding transcription factor activity, RNA polymerase II-specific; RNA polymerase II transcription regulatory region sequence-specific DNA binding
Source: RefSeq, a predicted model, not a curated record